Molecule: messenger RNA, 396 nt
Organism: Aspergillus welwitschiae
Lineage: Eukaryota; Fungi; Ascomycota; Eurotiomycetes; Eurotiales; Aspergillaceae
Exons: 3
Coding region: 1-396 (131 amino acids)
Source: RefSeq, a predicted model, not a curated record
AUGUCCGCCCCCAUUCAAAACAUAGUCGUUCAAAGAGCGACUUUUCUCGCCCCGGCUGCCCCCAACUCCGUCCCCGCCGGCAAGGCUCGUGCGCUUCGGCGCAAGGAGAAGAAGGAGGUGAAGGCGAAGAAGGUCGAGAAGAAGAAAUUGGAGAAUGGGAGCGCCUCCGUCAAGGAGUUGUUGGACGAGGCUGAACGCCUCGAUAAGGCCGCUGCUAUCGAGGAGGAGGAAGCCCGGAAGAAAAGGACCCGCGCCGUGAAGCUGCGGGCGGCGGCGGCGGCGAAGGGGGAGGGGGAGGGGGGCGAGAAGGAGAAGAAGGAGGAGAAGGAAGAAGAGGAGGAGGAGGAGGAUUUGCCGCUUCGUUUGAAGGAGGAGGUUGAUAUGAUCGUCGAAUAG